Nymphaea colorata (pocket water lily) is the source of this 1758-nucleotide messenger RNA. RefSeq lists its product as uncharacterized. Lineage: Eukaryota; Viridiplantae; Streptophyta; Magnoliopsida; Nymphaeales; Nymphaeaceae. The coding region runs from base 404 to 1078 and encodes 224 amino acids. The record is from RefSeq and is a predicted model, not a curated record. The transcript is spliced from 9 exons.
CUCAGAUUCAUAUUUUAAAUGCCACAUGUAUUGUUUUGGCGGUGCCCCUUCUCCACAGCGCUUCGCAACUCUCCUCCACUUCGCAAGUCUCCUCGUUACAUCGCAGCGCUCCUCCCCUCCCCACAGUUAGCCUCCAGCAUCAGCUCCAAGUCCUGCUCGGAUCUUAUACCCUCCGCAUGACAGAGCUCCGGCAGCAACAGUUCCGCUUCUCCCUUCUCUCCUCCGCAGCAGCUUGGUGAACACCCCUGCCAAUUUGGAAAAAGGUCACUUGGCGAAGAGAAUCAGUUGUGCUUUCAAGGCCUUCAGGCACCAUCUUCAACAGGAAAUUUGGGUUUAUCCCUCUUGGCUGCAGAGAGCAAGGAGGAGGAGGAGCAGGUAGAGGAGGAGCUAAUGGAGGAAGAGGAUGAUGGAACUUAGAAAGGGAAGACAACUCAAACGGAAGCCCCUCUCUGAUACCACCAAUUGCCAAACCACCACUCCACCACCCGCACCACCGCUGAGUUGCGUUGCCGCCUCCACUGGCAUCACAGCCACCACCAGCAAAAAGAGAGGGCUAGUCUCUGGAGGGAAGCCCCAAUUCGAGAGUUCGAUUGUUGCUUCUGGUUCCAGCGGUCACCGUUCGAAAGAUGAGGAACGACAAAAGGAGAAUCAAUCACCAGCUUUCUCUUCCUCCUCCUUUGCGUCCCCAGGAAUUUUGGCGUCCGAGGUUUCUUACAGUGAACAGGUGUACAAGAGGCGAUGUGUGGAUCUGCAGAGGUUGUCGGUGAUGGAUUCCUUGAGUUGUCCACCUGGUGUCAAGGACGGCGAUAAUCAGCUUAGGAGUAAUAAAGAGGGACAAUGUGAACCUGGUUCAUCUAUGAUGGAAAGUUCUACGGCUUGUAUGAUGAUGCAAAGGCAUUAUGGGAAGGCAGCAUCGCAUGAUAGGCAAUCUAGGAUGUGCAGGUCUGCACUGCCCAUGGUAAAACAAAAGAAUUAUGGGAAGGCAGCAUCGAAUGAGAAUAGGCAAUCUAGGAUGUGCAGGUCUGUGCUGUCCAUGGUAAAACAAAAGGUGGUGAACGUGUUUGAAAUUUUCUGGUAAAGCUGCAGAUCCUUGUCGCUUUCUAAUGACUGCAAAUCAGUUGAAUGUUGACUGCUUACCUUUAAGUCUAAAUACAAUCCAAUUAUCGAACAAAUUUGGACAUUCAUAAAUCAGUUGCAUUAGGUACUUUUCUUCCUGUCCUGAUGGUGUAGUUUUUCAAUGAAGAUAGCUAGUUGUCUGCAUGCUAGAUUACCGUAUCUAUUUGGAGAUUAGAGAAAUCCGUGGUUAGACUGCAUUUAAUAUGUUUGAGAACUGGGAAUGCUCAUAUUUUGUUGAAUAAAAGCAUCAUCUGCAUUACGCUUGCUGGACUAUACUGAUUAGGGUGGUUUUCUGGUUCUCUCUAACGAUGCCUUCCAUGGCAACUCUGAGCAAUGUAUCCUAGACCCUUAUUGGCUUUAGAUAAACCAUCUGAUUUCUUUUUUGAAUGCUGAAACGAAGAAUUGCCAGGAGCAAUUAACUUUCUGUUCAGGACAGUUACUAUCAUUGGCGACUUUGGUGCUCUUUGAUUGCUUUCAAAUAUCAAAUUAAGAUAGCAAUGGGAUUCACUGUUUGCUGUUUGUUCUCCUAAGAUUCUUAAAUGCAGUUAGUGCAUAAUUUUGUAUCUUUCCCUAUUCCCUUUGUUUCUAUCAUUUUUUUAGUGCUGGAUGUCAGUUAAUCCCUUGUAUGGUCACUGCAUUAUU